Molecule: messenger RNA, 965 nt
Organism: Trifolium pratense (red clover)
Lineage: Eukaryota; Viridiplantae; Streptophyta; Magnoliopsida; Fabales; Fabaceae
Product: ubiquitin-conjugating enzyme E2-23 kDa-like
Exons: 6
Coding region: 215-775 (186 amino acids)
Biological process (GO): ubiquitin-dependent protein catabolic process; protein polyubiquitination
Cellular component (GO): nucleus
Molecular function (GO): ubiquitin conjugating enzyme activity
Source: RefSeq, a predicted model, not a curated record
UAAUAUCGUCAUUAUCAGUUAAGCUAAGCUAGUAGUCAUCUAACUCCUAGUUUUGCUGAUUGCUGUCUGAACUAAUUUUACUUCUUUCAGUUGCACAAGCAAAGGUUGUUCCACAUUUCUCUUCUUCUCUCUCUCUCUCUCUCUCUCUCUCUCUCUCAUCAAAAGCAAGAAAGGAACAAAGAAAACGCAACCAACUGAGAGAGACCAAGAAAACAUGUCUUCUCCAAGCAAGAGACGAGAGAUGGACCUGAUGAAAUUGAUGAUGAGUGAUUACAAGGUGGAAAUGAUUAACGAUGGAAUGCAAGAAUUUUAUGUCCAUUUUCAUGGACCCAAUGAAAGUCCUUAUCAAGGUGGUGUGUGGAAAGUAAGAGUUGAGCUACCGGAUGCUUAUCCUUAUAAAUCUCCUUCGAUAGGCUUCAUCAAUAAGAUUUAUCAUCCAAAUGUUGAUGAGAUGUCAGGAUCGGUUUGUCUUGAUGUUAUCAAUCAGACCUGGAGCCCCAUGUUUGAUCUUGUCAAUGUAUUUGAGGUGUUUCUGCCUCAACUCCUUCUGUAUCCCAAUCCAUCGGAUCCCUUGAAUGGAGAGGCUGCAGCUUUAAUGAUGCGCGACAGACCUGCUUAUGACCAAAGGGUUAAAGAAUACUGUGAGAAGUAUGCCAAGCCGGAAGACAUUGGAGCUGCCACAGAAGAGAAAUCCAGUGAUGAAGAAGAUGAGGAGCUAACUGAAGAUGAAUAUGAUUCUAGUGAUGAACAGAUUGCUGGUAAAGCCGACCCUUAGUCUUGGUUAUGCAAGUCAUGUUCUUUCUGUAUUUUAUCUGUACAUGUUGUUCUAGUUAUGUUUUCACCUCAUUCAAAUGAAUGUACUUGGAUGUUGGUAGGGGAAAAAUUCCCCUUCAUGUUAAUUAACUUUCUCACUGUAAAUAAUGUACCAUUGAUUUCCUGAUGCAAUCUUAUUUGUUGUUAACUUA